This is a messenger RNA of Motacilla alba alba, 1395 nucleotides long. RefSeq names its product ammonium transporter Rh type B-like. The transcript has a single exon. Bases 1 to 1395 code for a protein of 464 amino acids. Gene Ontology annotation, cellular component: plasma membrane. The record is from RefSeq and is a predicted model, not a curated record. Gene Ontology annotation, molecular function: ammonium channel activity. Gene Ontology annotation, biological process: ammonium homeostasis; ammonium transmembrane transport. NCBI's taxonomy places the organism in Eukaryota, Metazoa, Chordata, Aves, Passeriformes, Motacillidae.
AUGGCUGUGCCAUCCUCUGCCAAUCCCCGUCGCCUCCUGCCCCUCUUCCUGGGGCUUUUCCAGGGCGCCCUGCUCCUCUUCUUUGCCCUCUUCGUCACCUAUGAUGAGCCCUCGGCGCAGGCAGAGGAUACCAGCUUGGUGACCAACCAGGUCUACAGCACCUUCCCCUUCUUCCAGGACAUCCAGGUGAUGCUGGUGGUGGGUCUGGGACUCCUGCUGACUUUCCUGCCCCGCUAUGGGUUCAGUGCCCUCACCCACAACUUCCUCCUGCUCAACUUCUCCGUGCAGUGGGCGCUGGUGCUGCAGGGCCUGCUCCACCACUUCCACCAUGGCCAGAUCCACCUGGACCUCCACAAACUCCUCAUCUCUGAGUUUGCUGCUGUGACAGUGCUCAUCUCUGUGGGGGCCAUCCUGGGGAGGGCCAGCCCCUGCCAGCUGCUCAUCAUGGCCACCUGUGAGAUCCCCAUCUACCUCGCCAGUGAGUGGGUCAUUGUCACCUGUCUGGGCGUCCUGGAUGUGGGUGGCACCAUCACGAUCCACGUCUUCUCCUGCUAUUUCGGCCUUGGCGUGUCCAAGGCUCUGUUCAGGGCAACGCAGCAGCCACCGCACCCCAAGGAGACCCCAACAACCAGCUCUGACCUCGUGUCCCUGGUGGGGACACUCAUCCUCUGGGUUUUCUGGCCCAGCUUCGUGGCUGUCCUCUGCCAACCGGGCGAUGCCCAGCACCGCGCCAUCCUAAACACCCUCCUGGCCAUGAGUGCCGGCGCCAUCACCACCGUGGUGGCCUCCAGCCUGCUGGAGAGGGACGGCAAGCUCAGCCCCGGCCACCUGCAGAACGGCAGCCUGGCCGGCGGGGUGGCCAUUGGCGUGGUGGCCGACAUGGCCAUGCCACCAGUGGCCGCUCUCGCCCUGGGCAGCCUCUCAGCCGCGGUGUGUGUCCUGGGCUUCAGGCUCCUCACCCCGCUCCUGGCCAGGAAACUCACCCUCCACGACCAGUGCGGCAUCCACAACCUCCACGGCUUGCCCGGCAUCCUGGGCGCCGCAGCCAGCGUCGCGGCCGUCCUGGCGGCACCCAAGGACACCUCCGGGUCCCAUCCCUCCCAGCUGUCCCCCGCUGGGGGCAAUGCCAGCGAGGCGGCGGAGGGACAGCGGGGGGACCGCGGGGCGGGCGGGCAGGCGCUGUGCCAGGCGGCGGGGCUGGCGGUGGCCGUCGGUGCCUCGCUGCUCGCCGGGCUGCUCACCGGGGCCGCCCUCCGGCUGCCCUGCCUGGCCCGGCCGCCCGAGCGGCUCUGCUUCGAUGACUCGCUGUAUUUUAAGAUCCACGAUCAGCCUGAGAGCCCGGGGCCAGACGGCAGCGCUGAGGAAGGAGCCCUGGCUCUGAAGGAGCAGGUUUAG